AAUAAAUAUUACAAUUGAAUUAAAUGAAUUAAAUUACACUGAAUUGCAUAUUUAUUAAGUAUCUCUAAGUUUACUUCCCAUGGAUUCACUUAUUUUGGUCAACUUGGCAACCCUUUAUCCAUUCUAUGCAAAAGGGCCAAAAGCUUUCACUCAAAUGGAUAAAGGGCGGCCAUGUUAACCAAAUUUCCAAUUCGCCCUUUUUAUAAAACUAUGCGCUUUUACCUUUCUCGCACCGUCAUCAAAUCACUUGUGCAGCAGCAACUUAAGAAAGCGGUGAGGAUUUGCGGAUUACCAAUAAAUAAUAUCAAUUGAAGUCUGACCUGUGGUGUUUUACUUUAUCUGCUUUUUUUCCAUGUUUUACACUUUGGGAGCAAUACUAUAAUAUACAGUCCACUUGCAGCUACAUACUUGUUACCCAACUUGUACAUGGUCCUUCGAGCCGUCAACGGAAUCAGAAGGAAGAAGUUCAACAUUUGGGGAUCACGUCCACAUCAACUAUUAACUUCAAAUCUGCAUCAUAUAAAAUGGAAAAGAGUUCUGCAUCUAGCGUUCCAAAAUGUCGCGUCUGUGACGACCGACAUUUCCUCACGUCUUGUCCAAAGUUUCUUCGCAUGCCAGUGGUUAAGAGAAGGGAAGUAGUGAAGGAGAAGGGCUUCUGCUUUAACUGCCUUUGCACGGCACACACGAGGCACUGGUGUCCGUCGAGAAAAACGUGCAUGGUGUGCCAAAAUCACCAUCACACACUUAUACACAUGGAUGCAGCUGCAAAAAGAACAGUUCACAACAGCAGACCUCAAACUCCAUCACGAUCCAAAUCUGUAGACCAAAGACGUCCAUCUUCAUCUACACAACGGAAGAAAUCAUGCGUUGACGAGCGCCUCAGCCGACGGACAAAAACGCACGUUUUUCUGCCCACUGCCCUGGCACGAUGUCUUACUCCGAGAGGUCCAGAGAAAACAAGGGUCCUAUUGAACUCAGGCGGCAUUCAAACAAUAAUUGUACGAGGCUUGGUUGAAAGACUACACCUCAACACAACAAGAAAAGAUGGAAAAGAAUACUGCACGCUCAAUCUGCAGUCUUACCAAGACCCCACUGCCAAAAUACAAGUGUCUGGUGUAGUAAAGCCGCAGCUGAAUAUGAUGCUUCCAACAACGGUGUCAGAUGAGAAAUUAAAGAAGACCUAUGACCAGAUAACCGACUUAGCGGAUCCACACUUCUUUGCACCAAAGAACAUCGAGGUCGUAAUUGCUAACGAUCUGCUUCCCAAGAUUUUAAAGGCCGGCAUGAUACAAACCUCCUCUACGAUGCCCAUCGCCCAAAGCACCAUCUUUGGGUGGACAAUUUCUGGUCCCUGUCAAUAUUAAAUUGCACUAGUGCAAGGGGGCCGGCAUGUUGAAGCCAGUUCAACAAAAUAAAUAUUACAAUUGAAUUAAAUGAAUUAAAUUACACUGAAUUGCAUAUUUAUUAAGUAUCUCUAAGUUUACUUCCCAUGGAUUCACUUAUUUUGGUCAACUUGGCAACCCUUUAUCCAUUCUAUGCAAAAGGGCCAAAAGCUUUCACUCAAAUGGAUAAAGGGCGGCCAUGUUAACCAAAUUUCCAAUUCGCCCUUUUUAUAAAACUAUGCGCUUUUACCUUUCUCGCACCGUCAUCAAAUCACUUGUGCAGCAGCAACUUAAGAAAGCGGUGAGGAUUUGCGGAUUACCAAUAAAUAAUAUCAAUUGAAGUCUGACCUGUGGUGUUUUACUUUAUCUGCUUUUUUUCCAUGUUUUACACUUUGGGAGCAAUACUAUAAUAUACAGUCCACUUGCAGCUACAUACUUG
This is a messenger RNA of Stomoxys calcitrans (stable fly), 1821 nucleotides long. RefSeq lists its product as uncharacterized. Lineage: Eukaryota; Metazoa; Arthropoda; Insecta; Diptera; Muscidae. Bases 525 to 1364 code for a protein of 279 amino acids. The transcript is spliced from 2 exons. The record is from RefSeq and is a predicted model, not a curated record.